AUGGGACCUACUUUGACUCGUCAAAGCACUGUUCUCGCGAAAGUGGCCACACGUUUGGCCACAGAUACGCCAAAUAUUCGACAAGCAAUAGGACGCCAAGCUCGGCUAUGUUCUUACGCGGUUUUGUCGACCUUCGAGCUGCGUUGUGGCGCUUCGAUUUAUUUCUCCCGGCAAAUGACAAUUCUAAUGUUGAUUGCUGCGCCAAUUUUGACCGGUAUCGAUUUCAUCUGGGAGCUGAGUCUUGGA
Mesorhabditis belari is the source of this 246-nucleotide messenger RNA. The record is from the annotation of a GenBank genome assembly. Lineage: Eukaryota; Metazoa; Nematoda; Chromadorea; Rhabditida; Rhabditidae.